UAGCACAAGCUAUAAUUUUCUCCUCUGUUUUCCCGGGAAAAUUCCUUCUCCACCACUGGUUUGCGUGGCUAAUCGACUUCUAUUGUCUGAUAAUCUGAGAAAGAUCCCUCUUCUCUCUUCCUUCAUUCUUCUUUUCUUGUGGGGUUUGAAUAAUUCGUGAUAAACUCUUCAGUUCUAGUCUCUAGACACGAGCUUUCAUGGCUGUGGCUUCUUCUUCGUCGUCUGUGUUCCUUAAAUCGCCUCUGUCGCCAUCUCCAGCGCUCCAUUUUCAUGGCGGAGAAUUUCCCAAGAGCCGGCCAUGGAUUCAGGCUCGACCCAGAACUAGAUUUUACUGUAAAACUGCGGUCAGAGCUCAAUCGGAGGUCAGGAGGGAAGAAAUAGUUAUAGUUGGAGGAGGGAUUGCUGGUUUGGCCACUGCUCUGUCCCUUCACCGGCUUGGAGUUAGAUCAUUGGUGCUAGAGCAAGCAGAAUCACUUAGAACUGGUGGAGCUUCACUGACCCUUUUCAAAAAUGGGUGGCGUGCGUUGGAUGCAAUUGGGGUUGGAAAUGUUCUCAGGACCCAGUUUCUUGAGAUUCAAGGGAUGGUAGUGAAGUCAGAAGAAGGAAAACAGCUGCGCUCCUUCACUUUUAAGGAUGAGGAUGAAAGGUGCUCGGUUUUUCUACAUUUACUGCUAAUAGAACUGAAUCAGAAUCAAGAGGUACGCGCUGUGGAGAGGAGAAUACUGCUGGAGACUCUGGCCUCUCAGCUUCCUUCAGGAACAAUUCAGUUUUCUUCUAAGUUGGAAGCCAUUCAAAGAACUGACCAAGAUGAACUUAAGUUGGAACUUGUGGAUGGAACACAGCUGAUUGCAAAGAUUGUCAUCGGCUGCGAUGGCAUUCGAUCUCCUGUAGCUCGGUGGAUGGGGUUUUCGGAGCCGAAAUACGCCGGGCAUUGUGCCUUUCGUGGGCUUGCAAAUUAUCCAGACGGACAGCCACACGAGCCGAAAGUUAACAACAUCUAUGGAAGGGGGUUGCGUGCUGGUUAUGUUCCAGUUUCUGCUACAAAAAUUUACUGGUUUAUCUGCUAUAAUAACUCAUCUCCAGGACCAAAAAUCACAGAUCCAGCUGUUUUAAAACAGCAAGCAAAGGAGCUAGUCAGAAACUGGCCAUCAGAUCUAUUAAACAUCAUGGACACAACCCCGGACGAGACAUUAAGUCGAACGCCCCUUGUAGACCGAUGGCUAUGGCCUGCAGUCAGCCCCCCCGUUUCAUCGGGGAGAGUGGUUCUGGUUGGAGAUGCUUGGCAUCCAAUGACUCCAAAUCUAGGACAAGGAGCGUGCUGUGCAUUAGAAGAUGCAGUGGUUCUAGCAAGGAAGCUCACCGCUGCACUCAAGUCCGGUAGCGGUACACCUUCUGUUGAAGAAGCUAUGAGGUCAUAUGGAACUGAACGAUGGCCUCGAGUCUUUCCGCUUACCGUGCGAGCCAAUAUGGUCGGAUCAGCUCUGCAGUGGGAGAACCCAGUUGUUUGUUCUGUGAGAAACAAUGUUGUGAUACCCAAACUGGUUAGGCUAGGACCUCUGCUAGAGCAUACCAAUUUUGAUUGUAAUGCUUUGUGAAUAUAUAACAGAACAGAAGAUUUCAGGUUCAAUGCUCAAAAAACAUUAACAAGUUUAUUAUAAGUUUAUUACUUGA
This is a messenger RNA of Momordica charantia (bitter melon), 1671 nucleotides long. Lineage: Eukaryota; Viridiplantae; Streptophyta; Magnoliopsida; Cucurbitales; Cucurbitaceae. The record is from RefSeq and is a predicted model, not a curated record.